Ceutorhynchus assimilis (cabbage seed weevil) is the source of this 3074-nucleotide messenger RNA. NCBI's taxonomy places the organism in Eukaryota, Metazoa, Arthropoda, Insecta, Coleoptera, Curculionidae. The record is from the annotation of a GenBank genome assembly.
GUCUUGUUUAAUUGCAUUAUUGUUUUGGAGUUGGUGAAUUAUAAUGCAUGGGGACGGAAAAAGUUUCUUUGCAAUUGGAACUCAUGCUUUACCAGUUUAUACACAACAGAAUUCUGUAGAAGAUGAAGUUUUUGAAGCAAUUCAUGGGGCUAACAAAAAUGACCAAUCACCCAAACUCCAGCCUCAGACUAUACCCGAAACCAUUGCAGGCGACAACGUUUCGAUUGCCAACAGCGAAGUCGUCUUCAGGAAACCAGUAUUGGCAAAACAGUUUUCUAGGGACAAUAUCAGAUUAAGCGGAUCUUCAAAUAUAAGACACGCUCAUUCGACUUCAGAUUUGAUUAGGAUCAGAAAUCCACAUGGACGGAGUAGACAAAAGGUAAAAUAUUUCAAUACUUGCUGUUCCAAUAUAUACUCGAGCACAUACAAACACUCCAUUAUAAGAUGUUCUAAUUAAGUAAAAGAUAAACAAAAAUAGACAGCAGCCCUCCAAUCUCCGCCUCCGUUCCCAUCGAAAGCCCACUCUAGAGUGUAACGAAAAGCAUAAAAUUGCUAGUAAAACAGUCUUGAUCGAAGGCAAUCGAGUUUUUCCAAGCGCUUUCACAAUUUUCCGACCGUUGUCGGGAGGCAAAAAGAAAUUUACAGGCCGUAAUCAAGUCUUCGAGCUCCUCGAUAGGUCCGGUUUGUUUUUAUCGAAAAUUUUUGUUUGGUUUGCACUCAACUCUGCGGGCCCUUUUAUCCUUUAAUUACCGCAAGUUAUUGAGUUAAUUGCAUUCAAUCCAUCAUCCAGAAAAAAAAAUAAUAUAAUGAACUAUCUUUGCUGGAAAAUUAUCUAUAGAAGAAUAAUCCCUUAUAAUCCUUGAUGAUUUUGGGUGAAAACAUCCCACAACUAAUAUUUCAGCUGGCAACAGCACAGCAAUGUAAGUAUUUUACUUUUCGAUUCAAUAUAUCUGAUAUCAUUAUAUUCCAGGAUCCAAGAAGCAUGAUACUUCCAAUAGUCCAAGGAAGCAGGCCAAGAAGCCUAUACAACUCAACUAAUUCCUACGACGAUCAGAUUCAUUACAACUCAUUGAAUCACAGCAAUUCCACGUUGACGGCACAAGAACAAUUUGCUCCGUAUUUUUCCUUGGAAAGUGGUGUAGUCUAUCCGAAUGGGCCUUACCAAAUACGAGAUUUUACCGAAAGUAGACGACCAAUGACGCCUCUGACCAGUAGUAGUUCGCAUCAUAAAUUGCCUACAACGCCUGAAGCUAAAAAGAAAAUGUUUACGGACAUCCUAUUCUUGAGUGGCAGUACCAUUUACGCCAUCCUAAUAGUCACACUAGGAGUAUCAUUUUACGUCAUUGACUCUUUUGAAUUAGACGAAAAAGACUUUGUUGACUACUUAGCAGAGGGGUUUAGUCUUAUCCUGUUGGGCUUAGCCUUAUCCUACUUGCUCUAUCUUAACGUGGACAUAGCUUUGUAUAAUGGCAAGAAAAAACGAUUCGAAAAACUAAUGGAAGACAUACAGCCAGAGCAUAUGGAAUUCAAAGAAACUGACGAGGGCGUUAUAUAUGAUGAAACAUUACAAGAGGCGUUGGCUUUAAGGAACCAAUUAGACCACAAGUAUUGUUUCAACCAAGACAGGCACUCGAGCAAUUUUUAUUUGAAAAUUGGAGCAGCAGGUUUUUGCUUUGGACACUUAAUUCAUAGCUUCCUUAUUUUAACUUACCGCGGAGUCAUAUUGAGUUCUGAUUUGGAAAAGCACAGCGAAUGCAACAGCGUUUUGACUUUUAUCAUUGAGAUACUGUAUCCGAUUUAUUCUAUUACUUUGCUGUUUUUUAUUUUUAAAUAUUCAAAUGUUAUCAUCAAUAAAAAUAAAGCUUUGCAUCGGUUUGGAUUUAUGCAUUGUCUGGCGUCCAGUCUUUGUUUUUGGUUGUGGACGAUUUUUAGAGAGACGGCUGAAUAUAUUCAAAAUUCAAAAUAUUACAAAGGAGAAAGUGGGAAUAAGACGACAAUUGGUUCAGAUUCCACUGAAACAUAUAUAGAUUAUUCAAAAGUCUCCGUGAUAACACCAAGAAGAUUCACUGCAAUUUGCGAGCACGACGAAAUGAAUGUCAUCUAUCAAAACUACUCGCCAUAUUUAUACCCAUUCAGCGUUGAAUAUAGCAUUUUAGUCGCUGGAAUAAUUUACAUUGUCUGGAUCAACAUUGGCUUGUGUACUCCAGAAGACAAGUCUCACCAUCACGGUGAAGAUACUAGAGAGUGCAGAAAUGAUAGAAGAGCCUCAGAGCCUGAAAGCAACGUCACUAUUCACGCAGAUUGUCAUGCCUCCAACAAAGGAUUGUUUUCAGGAUUUAUUGUUUUGGUUUUUGCGUUUGUUAGUGUUAUUUUGUUUUUCGUCACCUAUUACAACAAUUCAACUGAGUUGGCUGAAAUUGGGCUUACAAUAAACCAAUCAACUAAAGCGGCUAUUAUGUUCUGUAUGAUUUUGGCUGUAGUUUUUGCCUACUUCCAAAUGAUUAAAUUAGACGUUAACGAAAUGGCUCAUAACUCUUUGGAUAACUUUUUGUGCCUUAUAUGUUUACCUGCAUUUUUCGUCUAUGGUCUUUUCAGCUUAUUACCUGGAGUGAUUUUUGGAAAUGUUUUGGCUGUUGUUGUUGUCUUAUUUGAGCUUAUUCAAGUUCUCAUCCAAACACCUUUUAUAAUUGAUGGUAUGGCAAGAUCUAGUAACAGUAAAGUGUUGCGCAAAAAAAAACCAGGAAGAGAGUUUGUUACUUUUUUAGUAAUUUGCAAUGUCGCUAUGUGGGUCAUGCAAACUUUCGAAGUCAAAUCUCACGGCUUGGACCAGUACAGGCAAGAAUUUUACUCGAAAGAGUUGUGGAGCAUUGUUGGACACAUGUGUUUACCUUUGAUGAUGUUUUAUAGGUUCCAUUCUUCGGUCUGUAUCGGUGACAUUUGGAAGUUUGCCUAUAUGCCUUCGGGGCAUUAGAAUCUUUCAGCAUAUUGUUGGAGAGUUUUAUUUUUAUCAUGCAUAGGUUUAGUAUAAGAUAAGAUACAUUUUUGUAGCUGAUAAUAAAAAGGCUAUUUAUUGG